Molecule: messenger RNA, 2893 nt
Organism: Xenopus tropicalis (tropical clawed frog)
Lineage: Eukaryota; Metazoa; Chordata; Amphibia; Anura; Pipidae
Exons: 7
Coding region: 92-2809 (905 amino acids)
Source: RefSeq, a predicted model, not a curated record
UCCCUGGUGCUGACCCCCCCCCCCUGCGCUCCCCUCCGGCUGCAGCACUCGAUUGGUCCGGCCUGGUUGCCCUGGUAACGGGAGACGCGCAAUGGCGGCCGCCGGGAACAAACGCGUUAUAACAGGACGGGGGCCCACAGAUCCACACGAUACAGUACCGAGGCGCCCCGUACCCUGGGCAUCACCCUAUGGGAAGCCAAGCCCCGCCCACAGAGCCGCCUGGAACAUGGAGACUGGGCCCCGGGCAAGACCCCCCGUUCCUUCCUGCGCCCCCGGUGCCAGCGACCCGGCCCUCCCUAUGCGCCCAACGGAUGAUCGGCGAGGAAAAACGACUUCGACAAACCCCCGACCCGAUCCAAAGUGCGUUAGAUUCUGUAAGGCAAAGAGAGACGUUGGGAGCAGAACAGCAGCAGAACCGGCCCAGCCCAAGGUUCCGAGAGAGCACAGACUGCUGGGCCCACUCAUACCCGUACGGGUAGAAAAAGCCAGGCUGAAGAUUAUGGACCCAGAGAGAGUGAGGAGUUUACGCUGUGCCGGACUGGCCGCCCCGGGGACAGGGGAGGGUCCCGAUAUCCCGAGAAUGAAAACAAACAGACAGUCGACUCCGAAUCCCAAACAGCUCGACCCUCUGAAAAGGUCAACUAAGCAGUCAGGCUCCGCCCCUGUGUUGAGUCGGAGAAAAACUGCCCCCGUUAUAAGUCAUAAGAGAGAAACGGAGAAGAAGGACCCCGACCAUCCCAAGGAGGACAAGGAACGUCUACUCUUGGCCCAGCAGGUGGAACAUAUGGGUCGAAGGGAGGAGAACAGCACACUCCAAGUCCAAAGGCACCGUUCGGCAAUGACUGACCCGGCUGAACCCAAACGGAAUGCAGAAGAACGUUGCUCUACAGACCCUGGGAGAAGUUGGCUUGAGAAUACGACCAGCAGAUCUUCUUUAUUAAGAAUGGAGGAGACAAGAGACAACAGUCAUCACUGCUACGUUCAGACAAAGGUCUCAAGGCGAUACACUACGGAUUGUUCUCCAUUGAGGCAGGACAAAAGGCUACAAAGUGUAGGCCGUAGACAAGUACAGCUUUCAGAAGAUGUCCAAGGCCGGAAAACUGUAGAUCAUACCCAAGUGGAGGUGUCAGGGCAGGCAAAUAGGCAUGGAAGUGUAGACUGUAGCCAAGUGCAAUGUUCAGAACAGGCUGAAGGCCAAGGUACUGUAGACUGUAACCAAGUACAACAUUUAGACCAGGCUGAAGGCCAAGGAACUGUAGACUGUACCCAAGUACAACGUUCAGACCCGGCUGAAGGCCAAGAAACUGUAGAUUGUACCCAAGUACAACGUUCAGACCCGGCUGAAGGCCAACGAACUGUAGAUUGUACCCAAGUACAACGUUCAUUCCAGGCUGAAGGCCAAGGAACUGUAGACGGUGCCCAAGUACAACGUUCAGACCAGGCUGAAGGCCAAGGAAGUGUAGACUGCACCCAAGUACAAUGUUCAGGACAGGCUGAAGGCCAAGGAACUGUAGACUGUACUAAAGUAGAACAUUCAGACCAGGCUGAAGGCCAAGGAACUGUAGACUGUACUGAAGUAGAACAUUCAGACCAGACUGAAGGCCAAAGAACUGUAGACUGUACUGAAGUAGAACAUUCAGACCAGGCUGAAGGCCAAGGAACUGUAGACUGUACCCAAGUGCAACGUUCAGACCAGGCUGAAGGCCAAGGAACUGUAGAUUGUGCCCAAGUGCAAUGUUCAGACCAGGCUGAAGGCCAAGGAACUGUAGACUGUGCCCAAGUACAACGUUCAGACAAGGCUGAAGGCCAAGGAACUGUAGACUGUACCCAAGUGCAACGUUCAGACCAGGCUGAAGGCCAAGGAACUGUAGACUGUGCCCAAGUGCAAUGUUCAGACCAGGCUGAAGGCCAAGGAACUGUAGAUUGUGCCCAAGUGCAACGUUCAGACCAGGCUGAAGGCCAAGGAAGUGUAGACUGUACCCAAGUGCAACGUUCAGACCAGACUGAAGGCCAAGGAACUGUAGACUGUGCCCAAGUACAACGUUCAUUCCAGGCUGAAGGCCAAGGAACUGUAGACUGUACCCAAGUACAACGUUCAGACCCGGCUGAAGGCCAAGGAACUGUAGACUGUGCCCAAGUACAACGUUCAGACCAGGCUGAAGGCCAAGGAACUGUAGAAGGUAACCCAAUACAUCUCUUGGGACAGGCUGAAGGCCAGGAAGUUGUAGAUCACACAGUAAAUCCCUCAUUUAGGAGUGGCCAACCUAAGACUAAACUUGCAUUAAAGCUCAGUAGCGACUCUUCUGACUCAGGCCUAGGCUCCGGCAGUAGCUCACUGGAGGGUUUAAUAGAAACCCCUAAAGGACCUUCCGUUUGUUCUGCAGAGAACCGGCCAAUAAAGGACAAUAUUAUAAGGCGGAGUCAGGGGAUAUUAGUAUUAACUAACAGCACUGACGAGGACGCCAUCUUUAUUCCCAAAUUAGAGUUUGCCUUCACCCCCGACAGCAGCGUUGACUGCAGCGUAUUACCCCAGGCUAAAUGGGGCCAGACUAAGUGCAGGGAAUCCCGGGGUACAUAUAAGGGUAUAUAUACCCCCCGGGGCCCUUCCCUUAGCAAGAGCGUAAUGGGCAAAUCCUUGCUCAUAGGGGGCAGAUCUGAGAACUACCCCAGCGGCACCAACAACAGGCAUUUGGCUACAACGGACAUUGUAGACCUCUCGCUCUCAUUUCGGGACAAAUUCCUAAAAGAGAUCGCCCCGUCGGACAUUCCAAAAAUACUUCUAACCGACGAGGAGAAUGAUGAUGUCUAGGGGACGGGGGGGGGGGGGGUCAAUGGAGAACUGCAACUCCCAGCACCCUUUGUUCAUAUUUUUUUGAACCAAUAAAUCCAUAGA